AUGGAGGAGAACACGGCGGCAGCGGCGGAGAGAAGAUCUGGUUGUGGUCUAUUGAGCGUUAUGUUCGGUAGACGUGCCUUGUGGUCCAAGAAACCUACCGUCGCCGAUAAUGGUAGCCAGAAAAGCACAUCCACGGCAGCAACCCCCGUCAGCAACAUCCAAUUCACUAAAUCUCCCGGUACCGAUUUCAAAAAACCUCGCGAGGACCAGAAGGUUUCGGCUGAGCCAAUCCAGAACAACAAGAUCCAGAACCAAAGGUCCGUAGUUCCAUCAAAAUCCUCAUCGAACCAAUACCCUAAUAACCACCAAUUAGGUCAUUACGAGAAUCAACAACGAAGUAGUCAUAACAACAAUAGUAGUAGCGUUGAUCCAUACCGAGGAGGACAGAGGAAAGUGCCGAGAGAAGCCAUCGGUUUAUCUGGCGAGCUUGAAAGCAUGAUCACCGAUCAUCAGAAAUCAAGAGGAGCCAAUGGACUUGUUCGUGCUUCCUCUAGCAAUGUCAUGUUAUUCGGAAAUCUUGGCAAUUUAAAUCAAUGCGGACCAGCAACAACUACAAACUACGGUAAUGUCAACACUGGUUAUGGUGGUAAGAGGACGACGGUGGCUGCUUCACCGGCGGCGACAGUGAAGAGUCAAGAUCAGUCAGGAUCAUUGUGUAGAGCAAUCUCAACAAGAAUGGAUCCGGAAACGUUGAAGAUAAUGGGGAAUGAAGAUUACAAGAACGGGAACUUCGCAGAGGCUUUAGCAUUGUAUGAUGCUGCGAUUGCGAUUGAUCCGAACAAAGCUGCGUAUCGUAGCAACAAGAGCGCUGCUUUGACCGCACUCGGGAGGAUUCUUGAUGCGGUUUUCGAAUGCAGAGAAGCCAUCAGAAUCGAGCCUCAUUACCAUAGAGCACAUCAUCGCUUGGGUAACUUGUACCUCAGGUUAGGAGAAGUGGAGAAAUCGAUAUAUCAUUUCAAGCAUUCGGGUCCAGAGGCUGAUCCUGAAGACAUUGCAAAGGCGAAAACCGUACAGACACAUAUCAGCAAGUGCACUGAAGCUAAGAGGUUAAGAGAUUGGAAUGGUUUGAUUACAGAGACGACAAACACAAUCUCUUCAGGAGCUGAUGCAGCUCCACAGGUAUAUGCAUUGCAAGUUGAAGCAUUGUUGAAAACGCAUAGACAUCAAGAAGCUGAUGAUGCUUUGUCUAGAUGUCCGGUUUUCGAUGUGGAAACCAGUACUCGGUACUAUGGACCGGUCGGUUAUGCUGGUUUCUUGGUCGUCCGUGCUCAGGUUCACUUGGCUAUUGGCAGAUUCGACGAGGCAGUGGAGGCGAUCCAACGCGCCGGGAAGCUAGACGGAAACAACCGGGAGGUGAACAUGGUUUCAAGGCGGGCUCAAGCGGUGACGGAAGCUAGAUUCAGAGGAAAUGAGCUGUUUAAAGCCGGGAGGUACGAGGAGGCUUGCGCCGCUUACGGCGAAGGAUUAGACCACGAUCCUCGAAACUCUGUUUUGCUCUGUAACCGUGCGGCUUGUCGGUCAAAAUUGGGUCAACUCGAAAAAUCUGUUGAGGAUUGCACGGCGGCGAUCUCUGUCAGGCCGGGUUACCGCAAAGCUCGUCUCAGAAGAGCCGACUGUAACGCCAAGAUGCGAAAGUGGGAAUUGACGGUAGCAGAUUACGAGAUAUUGAGAAAAGAGUCACCGGAAGAUGAAGAGGUCAUUAGAGGAUUAUCAGAAGCUCAACAACAACUCAUGAAACGACACGGCCAAGAUUCUUGA
Molecule: messenger RNA, 1758 nt
Organism: Microthlaspi erraticum
Lineage: Eukaryota; Viridiplantae; Streptophyta; Magnoliopsida; Brassicales; Brassicaceae
Source: the annotation of a GenBank genome assembly